AUGAUUUUAAAAGUGGGAGUUGGAAUAUUAUUGUGUUUGGGUUACAUUUCAGCAUGGCCAAAAGGAUCUCGUAGACUUAAAAAUCAACCUUGCAUAGCUAUGUGGCCACGUCAUCGUAACUUUCUGCCACAGAACACAACCAGUCCUUUCACUAUCAAAGUUUCAACACCUAAAAUUCGUCAGGGAGAAGUUUUAACAGUGUUCAUUGAAGAUCCAUCGGGAAAGAACAUGUUGAAAGGAUUUACGUUAGAAGCGAAAGAUUUAAAGCCUUCAAACUUCACAGUUGGAUCUUUCCUUAAAGCUCCUGACGUGAAAGUCGUUGAGUGCAAAUGGAACUCGUCGGCUGUGACUCAAAAUAGUUCGAAGCCAAGGAAGAGAGUUGAACUGAAAUGGAAAGCGCCAUCAGAUCUGCUAGGAAAUAUUCAAUUUUAGCGCAACAGUAAUGACAAACUUCCAUACUUUCUGGAUUGACGUUAAAUCAAA
Messenger RNA from Clunio marinus, 483 nucleotides. The record is from the annotation of a GenBank genome assembly. Lineage: Eukaryota; Metazoa; Arthropoda; Insecta; Diptera; Chironomidae.